UCUGAUGUCAUCAUCGCCAGAAUCGUUCCAGCCUCAGCUUUAACGCCCCAAUAUCUGCACCUAUCACCACGUUGCCACAGUUUUUAUCCUAUUUUAAUUAUAUAUGAUGAUGUUUAUUAAUAAUGGUAAUAGUACACAUAUGAUUUAAAACUAACGCUCUUUGACUAUGUGCACAUCAACUGUGUGAUUUUUGACUAUGUACUGUAACAAGCUACACAUAUUUACAGAAGGUAAAUGUUAUCUGCAUUAUGAUAUAUAAUUCCCAAUAUGUUAACUACAAUGAAGCCCGUUAAAAAUUGGUUAAAAAAGCAAAUAAUAAUAACGUAUUUCUGAAUCCCAACAAAUGUCCCAAUUGACCUGUACAAGAAGAGUUGAUUUGUUUAUAUGCACAAGGGAAUAGGCCUGGAUGCUCUGCAACGUGAGGAACCUGAGGAUUCCCAUCAAAUGCAAAUGAAGCCAUUUAUCCCAUUUCAAAUGUUUGACUCUGCUUCCCUCUGCUGGAUAAAAAAGGAUACAUUCAUUUUCCCUACGUGAUAAUGUACUGAUACCCUCUGCUGGACAAACUAAAAAUGUUCAUAUCUUUGCUCGAUGAUUAAAUUAAUGUGGUAUAGCUGACUGGCACAAAAAAAAGUAUAAUUCUAAGUUGUUCAUGUCUUCAUGUAUGUGAGAACUCUGAAUGUAUUCAAAAGCCAACAAACUGAGGAGCUCAAUAUUUACGACAUGCUCAGAGGUCCUGUGUUGUAUCAUAUUCAAUCAGUCAGCGAAUUCUUGGCUGAAAGCUGACUUUUAUCCCUGUUUUAUAUGUAUUAUAAAGUUAACAAUAUAAUACAUAUAGCUGAUAAUAAAUAAAACAACCAAUAGUGAAAAGAUAAUUCAUAAAGAUGCAGGAAAUGAUAAUGAUAGAUAUCCUGCUUUGGUCACUGGGAGAGCACAGAUUACAGAGCAUGAGGGACCAAAGAGGUGGGGACUGAGAGGAACAGGAAGUGAGAAUCAUGUUAAAAAGAGCUGAACCCUCUAACGGACAUACAGACUUACACACACACACAAACUGGUAUCACACACAUAUGGCUCCCACUCAGCUACUCUUCCUCUCCAUCAUCUUCCUCUCUCUAUGGUCAGGUGCUGGUGCUGUGUCCACAGUGAAUAAAGUAGCAGUGCAGAGAGGAAGAUCUGUCACCAUCCCAUGUCACUAUGAUAGGAAAUAUGUAAAUAAUGUGAAAUACUGGUGUUGGGGGUCAAUGUGGUCAUCAUGUUAUACUCUAGUGCGCACGGACUCUCCAAAAGCCAAUGGUGAAACAUCAGUCACCGAUGACCCCACCCAUCAUGUCUUCGCUGUUACCAUGACAAAGCUGAAGACAGAGGACUCUGGAUACUACUGGUGUUAUGUAGAGAUUGAUUGGGGUUACGAUGAGGGCACAUAUCUGUACCUGGAUGCCAGUGCAGGCACUCCUGGACUCUGGGUUGGCCAGCAGGAGAUGACUGGAAUGGAAGGGGGCCAUGCCAGUGUGCAGUGCCACUAUAAUGAACCGAGCAGCAUGAAGAAGUGGUGCAGGGCUGAGGGCUCCUGUGUGGAAGUGAAUUCUGCUAAAUCUGGAAGAUCAGAGAUCAAAGACGACCGCUCUGAAAAUGUCUUCAUUGUGACUAUGAGGGAGCUGAACAGGGAGGACACAGGCUGGUAUUGGUGUGCUGUUGGAGAACUACAGAUCCCUGUACACAUCACUGUCUCUCAGAAAACUACUACUACCACAGUCACCACAACAACCCAAUGUGCAACAUCAACACCACCAUGCACAUCUCUUCCAGUUAGCACAGCAACCACAUCAGCUACAGCUGAAGAGCCUUCAACCUCAAAGCAGUUAGCAGUCACAAUACCUCGGUCAUCUAUUCCACCCACUACCACUUACAAUAAAAGUCUUUCAGACCUCACAUUCGUUCUGAUGAUAUCAGGGAUACUGUUGCUGGCGGCAGCUAUUGCUAUGGUUACCUGGAAGCUGUGGAAGAAACACAAGAGCGUCCAGGCGAACACAAGAGCAAGAGAGGACAGGAGAAACGAGGUGACGAAUGUAGACUCUGAGGAUGAAGUGACCUACAGCACAGUGUUCACCAAGACACAGUCAUCAUCACACAGAAUGAGUCCACCUCAGUCACAGUUAUCUGAGAGCUCUGCAGAUGAGGUCAUGUACUGCUCAGUCAUCCUGCAAAAUCCACAGGCCACACACUCCCCUAACCAGUCUCCAGCAGGAACAGCCGAUGAUGUGAUUUACAGCUCAGUAGCCCAGCAGAAAAAAUAGUGAUUACAGACACAUGGUGGCUGUCGUAAAGGGUUCACACUCUGCUGUUUGAGUAGCGCUAAGAAUAAUCACAACUGUUUGACCGUCUUUUCCUCUGUGGGGUUUCGGUUCCUGAAUGUCAGAUCUUCAGUGAAGCAGGAACUUCUUGCAUGGCAAACUCUAUCUGCAAAUUCUACUCAUAUUCCACUGAUGGUUUAAUUUCACACAGACCGGGACAUUCAGUAAUUAUGACCACACAGGUUUCACCUGCCAAUAUUUAAUGCAUUUAAACAGUGUAGGCUGAUAUUAAAGAAGUUGUAAGCCAUGCAGCACAGUAUAGAAAUAGUAGAUCUGACUGACUGAAUGCCUUUGGGUGUUCAUUUGGGGCAUUUAUUCUUCAUGCCAUUCUUAGCUAUUUCUGAUGUAAUGUGACCGGAGAAUAAAUCACCCUUUAACAGACAAGUAAAGCAUCA
Molecule: messenger RNA, 2743 nt
Organism: Anguilla anguilla (European eel)
Lineage: Eukaryota; Metazoa; Chordata; Actinopteri; Anguilliformes; Anguillidae
Product: CMRF35-like molecule 8
Exons: 11
Coding region: 993-2291 (432 amino acids)
Cellular component (GO): plasma membrane
Molecular function (GO): transmembrane signaling receptor activity
Source: RefSeq, a predicted model, not a curated record